AUGUUCACAUACUCGAGAAACUAUCUUUUAUCGUUGCGAGGUUUUUGGAAGCAUAUCAAAAUCACUGGAGCGAACGUUUCUUUACCCCAGAUUUCGCCAUCUGUAUGGACAGUGAUUCGUUCUUAUGGGUUAUUGGGAAGUGUAAGAGGAUCAAGAGGAGGAAAGAAAAGAUGUCUAAACCGGGUUUAUUCGAUACCCAUUCUUGAAAAUCGAUAUCGUACAAUCUUUGUUAGGCAAAAUUCUGGUGUAAAUGUGUCAAACUUAUUAAAUAUUCAAAGUCGAACAAUUUGCAGUGUGCAACCAACCGUUCCACCAGACAAUACUCCCAGAAUAAAUAAUAGAUCGAAGCUGAAAAUUGCACAUUUAAACGUUCGUUCAAUAAAAAACAGAGAUCAUUUUCUCCAAACUAAGUUUAUCGUGCAAGAAAACGAAUAUGACAUUUUCGCUGUUUCUGAAUCUUGGCUAAAUUCGACAGUCCGAAAUGCGGACAUAGAGAUUGAGGGAUAUUCGUUGUCCAGACUGGAUAGAUUAAAUAAAGCUGGAGGAGGUGUUUGUGUUUAUACGCGGGCCUCGUUAAAAGUAAAGAUUUUGAAAGAUUUGACGGGAAUUUCGCCAUCUGGUUUUCAUCAGCUUUGGUUGCAGAUCCAACAUAAGAAAAUAAGAUCGUUCCUAUUAUGUGUAACUUAUCGACCUCCCGACUCUCCAGUCUCCCACUUUGUUGAUGAAUUUACUGAUGCGUAUACCCAAGCCCUCACUCAUGGUAAAGAGGUGGUUGUAGGAGAUUUAAACUGUGACUUAUUAAAAUGUUCGCCUGAAUCUGAUGCUUUCUAUAAUCUAUGUUCUAUUUUAAAUCUAUCGCAGUUGGUAACACUUCCCACGCGUGUUACACCUACUACGUCUUCGCUAAUCGACGUAAUUAUGACAUCGAAUACAACCAUCAUUAAAGAGACUAGAGUUAUUGAGACUCACGUCAGCGAUCACCAUUUAAUUGAUACGUGCGUUAAUAUGAAAUUGCCCAAGCCACCAGUUAUUUAUACAACAUCAAGAAGCUAUAAGAAAUAUCAGCCAAAACACUUAGAGAAUGAUCUAGUCCAAAUUUCCUGGCAAGACAUCCUAUGUACAGAUGAUGUUAAUGACAAAGUCGAUCAAUUUAAUCGCGUUUUUCUCGCAGUUUUGGAUAAACACGCACCACUGAAGACUACAAAAUUGAAAUAUCGGUCUAUGCCUUUCAUAGACCAAAACGUGAAAGAACUUAUGAGUAAGAGAGAUAAAAUGUACAAAAUAGCCCGACAGACUGGAGUCCUACGUGAUUGGAAUCAGUACACAAUGAUGCGUGAUGAUGUCAAAAGAAAGCUGAGGGAAUCUGAAAGAAAAUAUGUAAAUAAAGAGUUGGAGAAAAACCAUAGCAGCAAUGCUAUGUGGAAAGUCAUACGGAAAUGCAUUCCUAGAAAAGAGAUGACGAAACCCGUAUAUACCAAGGAUAAGAAGUUACUUGCCGAGGAAUUCAACGAAUAUUUCACAACAGUUGGCCGACGUACUGCGAAUCAAUCUGAGAAUUUGGGAACUGAGCAUAAUUUAUUUCAACUACAGCUUUCUCAAAAUGCUGUUAGUGGGAUAUUUGAUGAGUUUAAAUUUUACGCGGUCACCUCGGAGGAAAUACGGCAGAUCGUUAAUCAUUUUUCACCAAAUAAAGCACCUGGUUGGGAUAAAAUUACGGUAAAUCUUAUUAAGGAUUCGUUAACCUUUAUUCUUCCUAUAAUUACAGACUUAGUUAACAGUUCCCUCCUGACUUCUGUUUUUCCAACAGCGUGGAAAAGAUCUGAAGUCACCCCCGUAUUGAAGGAAGGAGACUACCAAGUGGCUGAUAACAAUCGCCCCAUUUCGCUGUUGCCGGUACUCUCAAAGGUGUGUGAACGGGUGGCUCUCAAGCAAAUGAAUGAUUAUAUGGAAAGUAGAAAACGCCUAACAAAACAUCAAAGUGGGAACCAUAAACUUCAUUCAACGGAAACUUUAAAUACAUUCCUAACGGAUAUAUAUCUGGACGCUAUUGAUAAAAAAACUGUUACUGCUGUCAUACUUUUGGACCUAUCAAAGGCGUUUGAUAGUUUGAACCAUCCUUUGCUCUUAAGAAAGCUCUAUUCAUUUGGAAUUUCUAAACACGCUCUUGACUGGUUUAAAAGCUAUUUGACUGGCAGGAUCAAGUCAGUACGGAUUGAUAGUGAAUUGUCCGAACCACGUGAAAUAACGCACGGUGUGCCACAGGGGUCAAUAUUGGGUCCAGCACUAUUUAAUAUUUACAUUAAUGAUCUACCUGGUGUUCCCAAUACGUGCUUACUCGAGUCAUUCGUUGAUGAUUCCAAAUCGUUCUUGUCUUUCGCAGUGAAGGACGUGGAAAGUGCUAAAAUCCAGUUAAAUGAGGACUUGGAAAGAAUUGCUGCCUGGAGCUGCCAAAACAGUUUGUUAAUACCGAUAAAACAAAAUUGUUGUUGAUAGGAUCACCUCAAAUGCUUAAGAAAAUUCCAGCAAAUUUUUGUCUCACACUCUUGGGGAUGGAGAUAUAUCCGGUAUUAUCGGUGAAAGAUUUAGGCGUCACCCUCGAUUCAUGUUUGAGCUAUGAUAAUCACAUAACUGACGUAGUUUCCAAAUGCACGGGAAGCUUAUGUCAAAUAAAUCGUGUAAAACAUCUCCUGACUAAGAAAUCGCUUUCAACAGCUAUAAAUGCCCUCGUGUUCUCGAAACUUUAUUACUGCUCGACCGUUUGGGCAAACACGUCAAAGCAAGAUUUGAAAAAGUUACAGAAUGUGCAAAAUUUCGCUGCACGCAUUCUUACGAAUUCGAGAAAGUUUGAUCAUGUCACGCCGUUAUUAAAAGAACUUCGUUGGUUGCCAGUAAAUGCAACAUUACUCUUCAGAGAUACGGUGUUGGCAUACAAAUGCUUAAAUGGCUAUGCUCCUGAAUAUUUAACGAAAAGGUUCAUUACAAGGUCGCAAAUACAUGAACGCGUCACAAGAAAUAAGGAUACUCUGAAUGUGCCUUUGUAUCGAACAGCGACAGGUCAACGCUCAUUUUUGUUCAGAGCAGUAAAGUUGUGGAAUGACUUGCCUAACAAUGUUAAAUCCGCGAAUAAUUUAAAGAGUGUGAAAAGUUUUAAAAUAGCAUUAAAAACAUAUCUGUUUAAACAAUUUUUAAACGACUCUUAGUUUUUAACUAGUUAUCUAUUAACAUUAAUAUUGACUUCGUCUAGACUAAUUAAUAUCUGAAAAGCCCUUUUGGGAGAUGUUAAAGUUUUAAAUUAAAUUGGCAAAACAACCUUAUUUGCUAAUUUUCAACAUUCACUGCAAUGCAAUCCUAAAAACUGGUGUAGAAUUUCGCACGUUAAAGUUCUUUCUAUUACUCCAUAAAACUGUUAUAUUUUUAAAACUAUAGUUCAACGUUUGUGGUCAGGUUUUUACGUUUACUUUAUACUAAUAAUACUGAUUUUACGUUUAGACAGAUCCUAAACAACGGUUGACUGUCAAACAACUUUUUAUGCAUCCAUGGUUGAACAAAGGAUAUGCUAAUCCUGUAAAUUCAAAGGCACGAGUAAAGGUAUGGUCUUAUGCAGAAUUUUGAAAGGUCUUUGUUCAAUUGUGUUGCUUUUUUGUACACCGAUCGUGGUUUCUGUUUGUACAUUAACGUCAACGUAGUUCUCUGCAUUGACUCCAAGUAUAUAUCGUUAUAUUUUACGGUGGAAUAAUGUUAACCAAUAAAGGCGCUCAAGACCAUAACGAUUAUAAUAUUCCAUGCACUUGGUUAUGACUGAAAAUUUUAAAUUUUUGAUACGUUUCUCAAACGGCAAACAAACUAAAAAGUAUGUUUAAUGCUUUAUCUGUAAAGUAAUGCUAAAAUGAAGAGAUUUUAGAUGAUAUUUCCCCAAGAGAAAAAGAUGUCUGAAGUUCGGUACGUUUAUAUUGCUGUUAUAAACAUGGCGUCAAUUUUAAAGCAUCUUGAUAAGUGUACUUUAAUUUACAAUUUUUGCAAUUAUUUGUUUCUCCUCAACUGGCAGAUGCAUUUAAAAUGGGUGCUAACUGUGAGUGUGUAAACUAGAAAAUAAAGUUAAAACAAAGUAUUUUAGAGAGGUACGCCAAAACGUUUUGCAUGAACGCUUUUCAAUGCAAAUACACAACAUAGAAAAAAAUUGCCUAUGUUUCUUUUAUUUUCUCUUCUUAUCUCUACCCAGAAAGAUGAACCUGACUCAGAGGUUAUUAAAGAACUCGCUUUAUUCUAUGGCGUAUCACCCUCCACCAUGACGUCUCUUGUUAAGGAGGUAACUGACAACUUCGUUUCUUAUAUAUUUUAACGUUUACCUGUUUUUAAACGUUUACCCAUAGUCAAGGUACCGGUCGUUAUUUAUGGGGGGGGGUGGAGGAGGGGGCACCGAAGAGAAAAAGGAACGACAUUUUGAAUAAAUGAAUGAAAGAUUGUGUAAUUGAAAGACAAAACAACUCAAGGGUAGGGUAAUAAAAAUUGGAGACUAGAAAGCAAUCAUGUCAACAGUCACAUGUCAAUACAAUAUGGAAAUCAAUUAAUCAAUCAAAAUGGUGUUUCCAAAGAAAGUGCAUGUGCAGACGGCAUGAAACAUUACACUGGUAAAGGUCAUUUGUGACAACUGAAUUAACGGUAUCCUUUUGAAAAGCUUUUGUUGGCCAGGAGUGGGUAUUUACUUUUUAAUUGAUAUCCGAGGUUGACUUUUUAAUGAUUGGAUCAGCACAAUUAUUACCAAGAAAACAAUUUUCUUCGAUGCCCCCCCCCCCCAUAAAUAAUGACCGGUCCCUGAGAAGGGUAUCACACAAACACUGAAAAUUGAAAAUUGAAAGUAAAUUACUGCAUUUUCCUUAUAAUUUUUUCACUUUAGUAAUAGUUUGUGUAAUUGGAAAGAAUGCAUGGAGGUCACCGUGAUUUUUCCAAAUACAUACAUGAGGCAAUAGACUAUUUUAAAGUCAAUUUGAUGCGUCGUGUUGCCGUAUCGCAACUGACAAGAGGUUAAAAAAUUCUUCUAAACGCCGUACGAGGUCCUACGGUCGAGGUUCUACAACUAACUUGAUGUACGUUUCAUCGAUGUUAACGCACCAUUUUCUAUAACCUAGUUUUACCCAUGUUCUCUGUUGCAUUUAUUUCCUGUAAGAAAUAAAAAUGUUUCGCGAGCGCGCCUACAAGUAGCAAAUUCCUGUCAACUCAGAUACUAACGGUCUAAACAACGUAUUGUAAUACGAAUGUGUGACGAUUUGCUGAAAAGCAUGGAUAACGGAGAAUUAAAUUGUGUAGUUUUCCUUGACGUUAGAAAAGCCUUUGAUUCCAUAAAUCACGAGAUACUGUUAGACAAAAUGCAUAAUUUCUUCGGAAUAACGGGAACUCAAUUAAAAUGGUUUGAAUCAUAUUUGAAUAAUAGAGUACAGCAAUGUUUGGUUAAUGGACAACUUUCGAGUCCGAAAACGAUUACAUGUGGAGUUCCCCAGGGGUUUAUCAUGGGUCCUUUAUUAUUUUUAUUAUCUAUAAAUGACAUGCCUGAUCCAUCAAGCUACUCAGUUUCAUCCCUCUAUGCUGAUGAUACAAAAAUCUAUGCUUCCUCUAACAACUGUGAUGGCCCUGUAGACACACUUUAAUAAAUCUAAACAUAUGUUCAUCCAAUUGGGUCAUCCUAUAACCUUAAGAAUAAAAUAACUAGGAAACCUAUUCUAAGUAAUAAUCAACCUAUUCCCAGGACAGAUAGUUACUCGUACCUAGGCGUAAAUAUGGACGAAACAUAUUGAUAAUAUAUGUUCAAAGGUGCUGGUAUUGGUGCAAUGAGACAAAUUAAGCCAUUUGUCCCACUACCGACACUAAAAAUGUUGUAUAAUGCCAUCGUGCAGCCUUACUUUGAGUAUUGCUGUCAGUUAUGGAAUAAUUGCGGUAUUGGAACCAAAAACAGGCUGCAAAAAUAUCAAAAUCGGGCUGCAAGUGUAAUUACUGGGGCAAACUAUGAUGUUCGAUCGGCUGAUUUACUUAAAAACUUAAGGUGGGAACCCUUAGAAGUAAGACGCAACUACUUGAAAGCUAUUUUCGUGUAUAAAAUAAUUAAUGGCCACACCGCACCUAAUCUAAAAGAAUCGUUUCGAUCAAACAACGAAAUAGAUAAUUCUUACAAUCUCAGAAAUAGAGAAACUGACUUAGCACUUCCAAUGCCAAAGAAAGAAUUCGGCAAAAGGUGCUUUAACUAUAAUGGGGCCUCACUGUGGAACAAUCUUCCCCAGGAGGCAACAAAUUCAGAAUCGUUAAGCUCUUUCAAAACAAUUUUGAAUCAGAGAAUUUGUUGAAUUUGGCUCAUCAAAAUAUAUUAACCUCUAAGUAGUACAACUGUGCUAUUAUUCACUUGUUGCUAAUGUGUUUUAUCAUGUAAAUAGUUCUAAAUCACGCCCUUCAUGAAAAUCAGUUUGUAAUGUUGUUGAGGCUAGCGUGAAUAAAUAAAUUUUGUAUGUAUGUAUGCGUUAAGUGUGCGUUCCGUACGUUUCCUUGGUUACUGCAUGGGCGUACACCAAACAUUUUUCGGCAUACAAUCGUACGUCCGUACUCCUAUUUUAAAGCCUGUUUUCCACUUCAACCGCUAUCGUAACGUACCGUAGCAUAUCAUUUUGUGUCGAAGUCAUUUAGUUCCACACUACCGCUCAGGAAACAAAGAAAUACGCUACUUUCGGUACGAUACGAUUGAAGUGGAAAACUAGCUUUAAUCUCUUGUGAAACAUAAAAUCUUAAGUUUUAUAUUUCCUUGAUUUUUUUAAAACUGUAGCGACCACCGUUUUAUAUAUUUAAUAAUACAGUGCAGAAUUAUAUUGUGCUAACAGGGUAUUCCUAUUUUUCCCCAAAAAAUUAGUAUCAAUUUGACGAUUUAACGGCUACUUAUUUUCUGCUGUGUAAGAAGAAAAGUCAUGGGGAACCUCUAAAGUUUACGAACAGUUGUAUCAAGUAAGUAAAUCAGUCUUUGGUGGUUUUAUUGUGAACUUGUGUUUUCGAUAAGUUGCUCAUACCAUUUCGCAGAACGUGUAACAGUUUAUUGCAUGAACAUAGUUUAAUUUAUUUCCACUCUUUUCUAUGAAACCAGAGCGCAGCGGAGGAAGAGGAAAGACAUGUUAGCACUCGAGGUGUGUGUUUGUUACUUAGCUACAUUUGAAUUUUAAAGAGACACCUUUCAGACAAAUAUAAAUAUGUCCAUGCAGUGGCGGAAAUUCACUUUUUCCGGUGGGGAGGAGGGCAAAGCCUCCUAAAUUUCCGACAAAACUUUCAAAUUUCCGACAACCCCCCCCCCAUUUGCACUCGAAAAGGCUGUUUUUAAUCCUCUUUUAAGUCAAAAUUUACGAAAAUUCGUCAUUUUCGCGAUUUCCACCACUGUGUCCAUGAAUAGAGAUAUGUCUACCCAUACUUCCAGUAAGCAAUAUCCUGCAUAGGAAACAGUCAGUCGGUUGGAGGAAAGGCAAAAUAAGCACACACAGUACUGCAGUGCAUUGCCCUUGAGCAUGUACGCAUACUAUUCUAGACAUACUAUUUGAAUACAUAUCAAGGCUUAUGAUUCCGAACAAAGGAACAGAUAACAAACUAAAAGACUAACAAACUCAAGCAGCGAAUAUGAAGUGAUGGACUUUAGUCAUCGCAGAGUAUAUUUUUUUAUUUUCAUGCAACAGGUUGAGAAAAAGAAUGCGUGUCAUUUUUAAGUAUCUUGCUAUUGCUUCAAUAUUUACGUUGCUGCAAUGCUUAUUGUAUUUGCAUUCAUAGGCAAAUAAAUGUUGCGUUAUACGAUUACGAUUAGCAUUUCUAUAACGCAAAGUUAUAUAUGGAUAUGAUCAAAUGCGCUUUACAUCAAGUAUUAUACGGAGUACCUAAAUUACAUUAUUACAUACUUAGCAUAGGCUAUUUUGUCUUUACAACAAUUUACAACCUUACAUUCCAUUGCGAGUUAUAUGGGUGUCUGUAUUUCAGACACUCUUAUAUUGGAUUUGAGUGCCCACCCUAACAACGUUCCCUGUGGGCGGAAACCGGAGCACUCGGAGAAAACCCACGACUUUCAGCAGAGCGUUAUUCGCUAUUCACUCCAUGCAGUCCGUAGCGAGAAUCGAAUCUGCGAACUCAGAAGUGAAAUGCACUUGACAAAAGCACAUAAGUCUACGACUACGCGCCACCGCAUUCCUUACCCUUAUGUUUUAUUUGUAACUUGUUAAAUAAUUAUGUUGUGUAUUUUUAUAGAAAAAGAUAAGUGAAUCAAGGGAAAACAUAGAGAACGAAAUAUACCAUGACAAUCCACCUUCGAUCUUAGUUGAUGACGAAGACGACGUUUUCUCAGCUGAUCUUCGCGACUUCAGAAAACCAAGAGCAUGUACUCUUCCCCCUGAAUUUAUGGGAACUCCUCCAAUUAAUGAAAUGCCAAGUGCUACACGUACGUCACCUCCUAGAACUUUCCUGACUCCUUCCCUUCCAAAGAAAGGUCAGUACUUUUAGUUUUAUAUGUGCAAUAGUUAAAAGUAUAAUGUCCUAAUAUUUGGUAACAGUUUCGCUAUCCUGUGUUUUAUAUAUUUGUCUACGAUCGAGCUUUUGUAUCGGUUGAAUUGUCCAUUAAGUCUAUUUAAUUAAAAACUUCCUCUCUAUUUUAUUAACAGAACAACCAGUACCAUCAUCGGCAUCAAAUUACGAGAUUGGAAUGGGAAAACCUUUAUCACCCGAGACUAAAUUGUAA
This is a messenger RNA of Paramuricea clavata, 8737 nucleotides long. The record is from the annotation of a GenBank genome assembly. NCBI's taxonomy places the organism in Eukaryota, Metazoa, Cnidaria, Anthozoa, Malacalcyonacea, Plexauridae.